AUGGAUCUCCACCUCUCCCGGAUUCUUCUCCUUCCCCUCCCCUCAAAUCCGGCCCCGAAACAGCAAGGGAAUAAGAAAGAAAACCCCACUCAUAUGGAAAAGCAAUUAGAAUCCACGCAAGGGUCGGGGCCUGGAUUGUCCCGAGAAGAUAUUGAGGCUGCCGACGCCCACUCGCCCGGACGCAAGAGAAAAUCAUCCGGCCCAAUACCGACAUCAACUCAAAAAAAUGCCGUCACCCGUCAGAAGAUCACCCGGGCUUGUGACUCGUGUAAAGUCAAAAAAACGAGAUGCACCGGCACCUUGCCUUGCACAAGAUGCACUCGGCUCUCGCUUGCUUGUGAAUAUAAUGCUGCUUACUCGAGAGGGUUGCCCCCCGAUCCCUUGCCGGGGUCACUUUCGACACCUGGUGAUGAGGUUCGACGCCGGGUCUCGGAUGCCGGGCGUUUAUCUAGCGGGUCCCGGUCUAGGGGGAAUACGGGGAAUCUGAAUUCUAAUUCAGAUCCGAGUUCCGAUAUCAGCUCAAGUUCAAAUCUGCCCGUUGGUGGUAGUAAUGUCUUGAGUAGUAAUUAUCGGGAUACGGUGGGACUGCAGCGCCAUGCCGCAGUGGUUUCUUUACGGAACUCACCCGAGCCAGGCUCCACGGAUUUUGAGGGUAACUAUCUCGGUCCUGCGUCUGGGAUCUCAUUUAUCAAUCGUGUCUGGAGUCGGUUGCAUCAUGAUGAACGUACGCGUAUCCCGGAUGAGCUGCAGAAUGAGUCUUCUAAAAAUACGGCCGUCUUUAUGUUUGGAGAUAAGCCGUAUACUUAUCCUGAGAACUCGGACUUUGCCCUCCCGCCCUUUGAGAGGGCUAUGGAGCUGGUAGCUAUCUAUUUUGAUUUCUCAAUGGUCACUUAUCGGUUUUUACACCGAUUGAAUGUAGAGGGUUGGGUCAAACAGAUCUAUGAGAAUAAUAUCUCUAUAUCGAACCUGCCUGUUGGAAACAUGGUUGCCCGGACGGCGAUUGUGCUGAUGAUAUGUGCCGUGAGCACCCUUCAUCAAGAUCUUGAAUCGGAAGCCGUGGCGGAAGCGCAUAGCAAAAGCGAGCAUUGGUUUACGGCUUCCAAGUAUCUGUCCUCUUUGGAGUCGGGCCCUCCACGGCUAGAGACUAUUCAAGUACGACUUAUUCAGUGUCUUUAUCUUUUGUCAUCCUCGCGGGCCAAUGAAUGCUGGUACUCGUUUGGAACUGCAUUGCAAGUUGUGACAGCUCUUGGACUACAUCGAAAAUGGCCUGCUAAGAUGCCCAAAAAUGGAUGCUCAUCUCUCGAGUUGGAGCUUCGGAAACGCAUAUUCUGGAGUGUAUACACUCUGGACAAAUAUCUCAGCAUCAUGUUUGGGCGACCUCGCCUACUUCAUGAUGAAGACAUCGAUCAGGAAUUGCCAGAUGAGACAAAUGACGAGGAUCUACUGGAGGAAGAUCCUAUGCGGCGAACUGGCGUCACAGAUAGUAUGAUGAUUGCCUCCGUUCUUCAUUACCGACUCGGCCGCAUUUUAGGGGAAAUCUCCCGUCAACUUUACAGUAUCAACCCUCUUUCCCGUGACUCUCCAUUGGACACUGCCGUCCGCCUCACAUCUGAACUAGAGAGAUGGAAAGAAAGUGUCCCACCCCUCUUCAAUAGCGUCCAACCUACCAGUCUAAUCCCACCACUAUGCCGCCAAAGCCAAGUCCUCCAGCUAGCCUACUCCCACGCCAUGAUCCACGUCACCCGCUCAUUUCUCCUAAGCGACUUCACCGACUUAAGUCGCAGACCCCGAGACUCCCACUCAAUGGUCAGCACCUAUGUCCAAAAAUGCAUUCAAGCAGCUGAGAACACCAUGAGCCUAAUGGACAGCCUCGCCCAACGAAGCGUCUUCAUCCAAUCCCUCUGGUUCACCCAUUACACAGGCUUCUGUGCUAUCCUAGUCGUCUACAUCUACAUCAUCCAGCAGCACCGCCAAUCUACGGCCCCGAGUCCAUCUGUUGGGAGUCCUGCAGACAUGGACAGAAUGCAGUACCUGCUUGCAUUGGCGGAAACAUGUCAGCAGCAUCUUGCAGAGGCGACACGGAAGAAUUGUCCUAGUCGACGAUAUAGUAUUAUUCUUGAAGAGCUGAGGCGGGAGGUUCAUAGGCAGAUGGGCUCGGAUGAUUCGAAUAGUCUUGCUCCGACUCCUCUUGUGUUGAAGUCGACUCCCCGUCCGCAGGUUCUAAGCUCCGGUGCUACAAAUGGUGUUGAUCACCCUCUCCAAUUUGAUGCGAGAAGUCUUGACUUUGCGAGUAUGCCGGCUAUGCUGCAGCCACCCGAACUUGGCAUUAAUCCUGUUGAGGAUGCUGGACUUCUGGAGAAUCUUGAGGGGUCGGUUUGGUGGGCUCAGCUGGAUUCAUGGGCUCUGUCUAGUUUUCCGAAUGAACCAUCUGGAUUCAGUUUUUAG
Messenger RNA from Penicillium pulvis, 2445 nucleotides. Its product is annotated as Zn(II)2Cys6 transcription factor. Gene Ontology annotation, cellular component: nucleus. Bases 1 to 2445 code for a protein of 814 amino acids. The record is from RefSeq and is a predicted model, not a curated record. Gene Ontology annotation, molecular function: sequence-specific DNA binding; zinc ion binding; DNA-binding transcription factor activity, RNA polymerase II-specific. NCBI's taxonomy places the organism in Eukaryota, Fungi, Ascomycota, Eurotiomycetes, Eurotiales, Aspergillaceae. The transcript has 5 exons. Gene Ontology annotation, biological process: positive regulation of transcription by RNA polymerase II; DNA-templated transcription.